Symbiodinium sp. CCMP2592 is the source of this 5508-nucleotide messenger RNA. Lineage: Eukaryota; Dinophyceae; Suessiales; Symbiodiniaceae. The record is from the annotation of a GenBank genome assembly.
AUGUCCAAGCGCCCUGCUUCUGUCGAAGCUGCUGCUGCUGCCUCCGCCUGGCCGCGACGGCGUCGGGUGGCAGACGCUUCUGGGCAGCCUGCUGCCCUGCCUGCGGCCGAACACGGUUCCGCGUCCAAUUCGGUGCGGCGACCUGCUUCGGCAGGUAUCCCACACCUCUGCCGCGGGCUGCCUGGGGAGCCCUGCUGCUUCUCCGUUUCGGUCGCUGGACAGCCAGCUCGUUACCAUGAUGCAUCACGGCAAUGUCCUUGGUGCAACAAUGUCCUGCUUCAGGAAAGCUUCGGCACCGAGCGUGGCUGCGGCAACCUCAGUCGCUCUUUGCGAUUCUUCUGGCAGCAAGACAAAUCUGUUUACCACAAGGCUGUCGGACGCUUGCCUCAGGCGCUGCGUUUGCACUGGCCACUGAAGGCUCUCGGACUCUCGCCUGCUUUCCAUUCCGUCGCAAGCCUACAAGCAACCCUGGCGACCCCGCACGGCCGAGGACGCGUCCUUGCCAUGCUUCGCAAGCGUCAAGCCACGGACCGAGACCUGGUCUCCGAGGCUUUGAAGGCGCUCCCAGCAGAGUACCUCGAAGACUUCGAAACGAAGCUUGCGCAGGAGCCCCGACGCGCACGUCAAGCGCGGCAGCGGGCCGCGGCCGAGACUGUGGAGCAGCGCUGGGAGCGACUGCUGGCUCGGAGGCGACGCCUGCGUGUGCCGUCGCGGCCCGACGAAGAAGCCGCCGUGUACGGCCGCCGGGCGGCGGAAGACCGUGUGCGUGUGCGCCGGAAGUUCUUUCCCGCACAGCCGAAAGAAGUGCGCCACACCGGUCGGCAGUGGUCCAACCCCUGGACGGACGCAGCGGCGGAACGCGUUCGAGACGUUGCCGACAACGACACCGGCCUUCCUCGUGCAGCCACUACUCCGUUGGCAACCAUGCUGGAGGACUGGUGUAAGCAAGGAGCUUGGGCUAUUUGCGAAAGAUGCUUUUCUUUGGAGCCGCGGCAUCUCAAAGAAGUUGACACGCGCCGCGUGGCCGAUCCGGCCGUGCCCAACUGUCGGUGGUGUCGCCGCGACGGCGUGGAGUCGGUGCCCACCGUUGACCGGGUGCCACGGCAGCUGCAGGGUCUCUGCCAUCAUGUGGUGGCUGCCCUUCCACCCUUCGACAUCGAUUGUGGACCGUAUCAACGUCCACCUCACGGAUAUCGUGUGCACACCGCCUUGCUGCGCUUGCUUUGGUCCGACACGGAUGUGGAAGCGAAAAUUGCUGCGCUCGAGCACCGGACGUGGCGAACGAAGGCGAAGAAAGCUUUCAAGUUCUUGAUGCAACACUCGUGUUCCGAGUAUAGGAACUUUGUGACACAGCACCGUCGUUUCCUUCGAGACCAUCCGAUGCCGACGGACGCAGCUCGUCGCCGCCCGCUGCAGACGCUGGAAACUCCUGGUAUAGAAACCGCCCUGUGGCCAGACCUGUACUACAACUCCGACUUGUGCGAGUCUGUGGAAAGGGCGACGGAUGCCCGACGACUCCAGCGCCAGGGUCUGCUCCACGAAGACAGCGACGACGACGACCCAGAGCGUGAAGACGACCCCGGCCGCGGUAGCCUCCGCCGCAGUUUUCUGAAGAAGGCCUUGCUCCAUCAGAUGCGCCACUUGCUUCGUUCCAGGCUACACCUGGAGGGACCGGAGCAGUCGAAAGCACGGCGAAAGCAGCAGGCUCUGGCAAAAGCAUCUCCUGUGCGGCGGUCGUCGCAUCAACUUCACGCAGUCCUCUUCGUGGAAAAGCCAGCUGCGGUACGGUUGCACGAGAAGUUGCACGCAACCGAGCCACCUGAAGGCCACCCACUCCGCGGGUAUGUCCUGGACCAGCUGAGCUACAGUGGCAGCGGCUGGCCGGUGCACGAAGCGCCCUCCUGUUGGGACACUGUUGAUGAAGUCGUGCAUCUGCACCACACGGAGCAGGACGCAGAGCAGGGUGUCCGAGCGUACGGGCUGGAGGAGGUGGAUAUACUGAAAGGCCACGUGGACAACAUAGCACCGCAAGCGGCAGGAUCCGGCGGUCGCGGGCUGCUCAUGCGGUAUGUUGCCACUUAUAAUGUCAAGUUCAGCAACAGCUUCCACAACGAGAUGCUGGCCGACACCGGCGUCUCCGGAUAUGGGAUGGCCCUCCGCAUCCUGAGCACGCUGCAUCCGUCCGAACCCGAAAUGUGGGUGACCUUGUUCAAGCAGCUGUUUCCAGAUUUCGCACUGGGAGGCACCAUGCUGCCAAUCGUAGCACCCUGGCCGACGAUGGACGCGCAGCCGGAGUUCGUGCGCCGGUACGAGCAAUGUGUGUGGCGAAGUGACAACAUGUCGCUCCUGGAGUAUCUUCGGAAAUCCAAUGCUGCUGGAGAGGUGGUCGCUUGGAUCCAAAAGCUCCAUGCCGCUGCUGACUCGGCACUGGACUUGGGUGAGUUCGCGAGUGUGCAGACGACGUUCGGUGAGAAGGUUGUGGCAGCGGAAACAGUGAGCAUUUUCAGCGACAAGUAUUUCGGUCAGUGGCUGAUGCUGCAUGUGCCUUUCCGCAGCGCCGCAGCGUUCUUGUUCCCCGACAUCGUCGCGAAGAUCCCUACGCGCUAUCAGCUCUUUGCUUGCGCCUUGCGCGCCGCUGGAGAUUACUGGACGGACAAAGCACGGGUGCGGGAGGACAUGCAACUGGCCGCUCACAAGGACGCGACUAUAGCUAGCUUCCUCGCUCUGCUGGAUGCUCAGCGUGAGAUCGUGGAACAAUACCUACGUGGCGACAUCUCGCUCGAAGACGAAGUGCCCGAGCCAGCCUUGCCUUCGCUGCCGGGCGCCGCCGGCCUGGAGCGGCCCCGCUUCAACCGUCAGCAGCAAGCCUUGGAGCGGUGCGCGCUGGAACGCUUGGAUUUGAUUCAAGCUUUGAAGGACGCCCAGACACCGGAGGAGGCCGAUGAUGUGGCUUUGCGCCUCGAAGAGCAGAACAGCGUCUUGGUGUGCAUGGGCGGCCCUGGCACGGGCAAGACGUUCGUCGCCGACUACCUCGUCCGCGUGGCUGUGCGGCGGGGCCACCGCGUGCUCUACGCGCUGCCGACGGGACAGCUGGCCUGCCGCAUGCGCCAGCGCCACCCCGACAUUCACGUCGACACUUGCGCCGGCGCCUUCCUGUUCUACCGGCCAGAAUCUGAAACCCUUGCUCUCAUGGCCGAGUACGAUAUGGUGGUCAUCGACGAAGCCUUGCAACUCAGCGCGGAGGAGUAUGGGCGCCUGCAUGCCAUGUUCUGCGCGACGGGCAAGCAGCUUCUCUUGCUGCUUAUGGGCGAUGACUGCCAACUUCCGAGCAUCCAUCCGCAGCAGGCCUGCGAUCACGCACAAUGGCGCUUUACGCACGUGGUGACCUUGACCGAGGUACGGCGUUGCAAGUGCGCCGUGUUGCAGGCCAAGCUGGAUUUCCUGCGUCAUCACAAGCCGCUCGGCCAGGAAGGCAAGCGCUUCGUCAAUCGCUUGUGCUACCGGCACAAGGCCUGGACCGGUCACGACGAGCCUACGAGCCUUGACAUUGAUUCCGUCUUCAAGCGCACCGGCGGAAAGACGCCGAGCCAGCUUUGCAUUCCUGAUGUUGGAGAAGCUGCUCCGUUCAAUACAGAUGAGGAUCCGGCAGAGGAAGGGAACGAUGAGGGCGAGAGUGAGUUGCCCCAGGUGACCUGGCCCGGAGCGAGUGGCCCGGAUUGGCAGGCGAAGUACUAUGCCCAGGAUGGCAGUGACGUUGAUUGGGAGGCAGCCCAUGAGGGGCAUGUGAAAUGGUGCCAAGCAGCCGGCGUGAAUCCAGAAGUCACGGAGGAAGAGCCGGAGACAGAGCCUGUUGCGGAGAUCGGCAGCAGGUGCGGUUCUUGUCACUGGCUCGACGGUGACGGGAACUGGCAUGUCGGGGACGUGCCAGAAGAUGAACAGUGGGAUGAGGCCGACGAGGCUGCGAAGGACGAAGCCGAUGAGAAUGAUGAAGAAUGGCUGGAGGAUGAGCAGCAAGACGCUGCUCACGAUGGUGAAGACCAGCUCGAGCAUUGGGCGCCCGAUGCUGAGGAGCCGUGGGAAACUGCCGAGGAUGGCGAGCAGUGGGAGGAGCAGUGCGAAGAUGACGAUGCCGGGCAAGACGGGCAGUGGGAAGCCGUCAAUGAUGACGGCGAUGGGGAGUGGGAAGAGAACGAUGACGAGCCCAACGGGCAGUGCGAAGCUGCUGCCGAGAAUGGCGAGCAGUGGGAAGCUGCUGCCGAGAAUGGCGAGCAGUGGGAAGCUGCUGCCGAGAAUGACGAGCAGUGGGAUGAAGCCGAUGGUGGUGUAGGUCAUGAUCAUGAGCAGUGGGAAGCUGCCGAGAAUGAUGACGAGCCCGAGCAAGACGGGCAGUGGGAAGGCAGCGCGGAGGCUCACGAGGGGCUGUGGCCUGCCGAUGAUGAAGGCCCGAGUGCCAAAGAGCAGCAGCAUGAAGACGAAGAGUGGCAGGCGCCUGCUGGUGAUCACGCUGUUGCAACGUUGGCCGAGAAGCCCACGGAUUGGGUGAAUUGGCCGAAGGCACCAGCCACCAAUGUGACCCAGGACUACCCCUCGAAAGCCGAAGUGGAACGCCUCGAUGCUUGGUGGUCCCGAUAUAAGGUCAAGGAGCCCACCACCGCCGACGAGAAGGAGGAGAUUACGAGCCCGGACCUGCCAACGUGCCCGAAGAGUGCCGAUGCGUCUCGCGAGGCCGCGACACGUGGCAAGGCCGAUCGCACCCGUGACCUCAAGGGCAUUCGAGAUCCCAGCAGCAACGAUUGGCUUUUGGUUGCAGCAGCCAAACAGCCGGAGAUUCCGAAUGAAGAAGCAGCAGGUGCAACGAAGGGUAAGAAAAAGGGCACCAGACCGCCAUAUGCAGAUACGGAAUACAACAUCCAGAGAAAGGCGUUCUUUGCCACGUGGAACUACAGUGAUGAAAGAAAGCUGGUGCUUCAAGACAUGGAUAUCAACGAGAUGAAACGUCGCGAUGCCAAACGCAUGAAGGUAAAGGAUGCCAACCGGAUAGCACGCCGGGUGGCCUACCUGUCGAUGGAGUACCAGCAUCGAUCUGGGUCGUUCUACAUCAUUGAAAAUCCCACCGGAUCCAUGCUUUUCGAAUACGCAUGCAUCAAAGCACGGUUGCGGGCCCAUGGUGCGACGUCGAUCAACCUCUGCCUGGGAGCACUCGGAGCUCCAUCCAAGAAGUGUGUUACACUAUGGGGCACUGCACCGUUUCUGUACGAGCUCUAUGAACAGCUGACUGGAUCAAGGAGGAACCAGCUGCGACGCAUCCAGUCGUUCUUGAAGAAGGAUAUCAGCAGUGGCUAUGUCGAUCGGCACGGCCGUGCUCGUCGAGUUGCUGGGCUCUUGCAUGAACACUUCAAGAUCCCACGAAGUAGGGUCGACGAGACGGAUAUGGAGCUGCACGAUACCUCUGAUGGUUGCAGCUCCGACUCCGGCCUUGAGGAUUUGAUUGGCAUGUCUUCGUCGUGA